Messenger RNA from Stegostoma tigrinum, 1785 nucleotides. RefSeq lists its product as uncharacterized. NCBI's taxonomy places the organism in Eukaryota, Metazoa, Chordata, Chondrichthyes, Orectolobiformes, Stegostomatidae. The transcript has 4 exons. The record is from RefSeq and is a predicted model, not a curated record. Bases 95 to 916 code for a protein of 273 amino acids.
GACAGCCUGUUAGGAGUGGGAAGACAGGGAGACAGAUCACAAGCGUCCCUAUCGAUUUCGGUACGCAUCGUGAGGAGGUCUUCUAAUUCCAACCAUGAAAUCUGCAGACGAGCUCCCCUUGGUUACCCAGGCGAGCUGUCAAGUUGCAGAUACUAGGUCCUCCAGCAGCAUCCGAGUCAAGGCUUCAUGUGGUCACAUCACAGAGCCCCUGAGUCUAAAAGCCUGGGCUAAAUCUCGGAUAGAUACGGGAAUCUGUUCUUUUCCAUGUGAGACCUGUAAGAAGGAGUGGGUCUGGCAGGAGGUGUGCAAACUGGCACUCUUCACAGAAGAGGAAAGGGAUUGUUAUGAGAAAAAACUGAUCGAACUAACCAAAGAUGACAUCACAUCCUACAAAAAGUGUCCUGACUGCAAUUUCCUUGUGCAGAGAAUGGAUCCAGAGAGCUUGUGUGUGGAGUGCCUGUCAUGUUCGAAUGCAAAAGGGAAACUCUAUCAGUUCUGCUGGGAAUGUAUGAGAGAGUGGAAAAAUCCAGCCUCCCGUAACAAAGAAUGCGGUAACAAAUCCUGCAGCAUCACCGCAAUGCUGCUGUCCUGUCCACUCAUCGAGGCCCCCAGCAUUGCGGUACACCAGUGCCCAGUGGUGAGGGCAUGUCCCAACUGCGAGACCUUAGUCUCUCACUGUCAGCAGGGCUGCCCACUAGUAACAUGUCCCAACUGUUUUUAUGAAUUCUGUUAUCGUUGCCUGGGCAUUGAAGGGUGUAAAUUUGCUGAAUUUGUCGAACUGAGGAUGAUGAUGAUGAUUACUCAGUUUAUGAAGAUCUUAAUGAUUUCUCAGAAUGUAUCAGAGCUGGAAGACAGAAAAUUACUGGCAAAGACAACUAUCAAAUUAAUCCAAACUUCAAACUGGAUGAGGAUUUGACAGAUAGUGAAGUGGAAGGUGAUGUUGAUUCUAGAUUCAGCUAACCCUACAGCAGUCAUGAUAUAAGGAAUGAGAGACUCAAUCUCGUUCUCCCAGUCAGGCUCUUCUGGUGUAAUGGUAGUGUCCCUACCUCUGAGUCAGCAGGCCAGUGUUCGAGUCCCACCUACUCCAGAGAUGUGUUAUACCAUCUCUGAGCAGGUUGAUUAAAAGUAUCCCCCCUCAUGAUGGUCAAGGCACAAGAAAAGCUGUGGGCAGAACAGCUUUGAGAUGAACUGAUUUAAACACUCCUUUUUACAAACGCUGGCAACCGGACCCUAACCAAUAAGACUGACAAGAUAAUGAAAAGCUAAAAAACUUUCAUGCAUUGCAACUCUCAAUCUUCAGCAUGCAUAGAUCGUACAAAUGAGUUUUAAGGUGUAUCAAUUAUUACGUCAGAGAUAGAUAACCCAUUUUACUGUAUCCUGCCUAUAGGUAUACACUUAAUCCACAUCAAAGUCUCUGCACUUUCAACAGCUUGAUAAUCCUCUGCCAUCUCUUGUAAAGCACCACAGGAAGAGAUUAGGGAAAAUGGCUUCCCUCAAAAGGGUUAUUAUGAAUGCUUAGAAUUCUUCCCCACAGAGAAUGCUUAAUUUUUGAAUAUAUGUAAGACUUGUCGGUCCCUCAAGGUAUCAAGCGAAAGCCCAAUAGUUAAAGCCCAAGAUUAACCAAUGAUCACAGUAUAAGCCACAGCAGGCUGAAUGGUCUGCUCUUACUGCUAUUUCUUGUAUUCUUAUUUAUUACAGUAAAGGCAAAGAGAAAUGCAAAUUUUGAACAAUGUUAUCCUGCUGUACAAUUUCAACACACUGAAGUAAACUUUAUAUUGGAGCUGG